CGGGGGGUUUGCAGCUUCUAAACAACGCUUCGGGUCGCGACCCGGGCGCGCUGCCGGGCGCUGCCGGCUGUCGUGAUGCCGUCCUCGCGAGAGGACAUGUCGCCUGAGACGAGGCCGCUACAGCGACGGCGUGAACGACGCCAAUUGGGGCUGGCUGUGUGCUUGUUGGGCCUUGUAGCGACCGAGGCCUGGGUUGGCGUGUCCAGAACUCAGAGGCCGAAAACAACUGGCAUCGCCCUGAGAGCGGAGCUGUCGACGGUGAGUCCAGGAGAUCGCUUCGUGGGGUGGAUCCGACACCCAGUCCUGACUAGCAGGCAAAAGUUUGACCUCGUGGUGGAGGUGGGGCCUGGAGAGGAGGAGGGCGCAUGGAAGAUCAUUGACCCCAACAAAAGAUUAAAGGCCAGAAAGUCCUAUGAAGGUCCUUGCAAGGUCAUCAGAUAUGACGAUGGCGGCAUCGCCUUCCGGGAUUUGGAUACUCUCCUCAAUGGCACACUGAAUGGAGCCGGGCCGGGCACCAUUUCCGGCCGCACGGUGCAGGGCGGCUUGAAGUGGGGCGGGUUCUUUGAGGUCAAACUCGAAGAAUGAUGCCCUGUGAAAGCGAGCGAAUUCUCUUGGAGUUGCGCAGUUGGGUCGGUCACAAUUGGCUGGUGAUUUUGGUCUCAGUUUUUUUGGUUGAUUUUCGG
Cladocopium goreaui is the source of this 683-nucleotide messenger RNA. Lineage: Eukaryota; Dinophyceae; Suessiales; Symbiodiniaceae. The record is from the annotation of a GenBank genome assembly.